AUGGAUCCUGAUUUCAAUUUUCAAGGUGGAGAUGACAUUAGAAGCAUGGGGUUGGAAGAGAUGCGGCGUCAGAAAGUGUUGCUUGCAAGUGAAUUGAAAGCGAUUGACGCACAGAUCAGUGAUCUAGCGUUCAACAACUAUGGAACAUAUGCAGACGCUGGAAGAGCUACACAUGAUUGCUCAAAAACAUUUGGAGAAAUGCGGGAUAAGACUGUGGAUCUUUCGGUUCAAGCCGAUGAAUUAACCACUGCUUUUCAAGAGUUUCGCGUCAAAGCUAAGCAACUUUCUGAUGAACAAGAGUUAGUUAAGAAAGCACUUGAUAAGUCAAAUCCAAUUUGGGAACUUCUGACUCUCCCUUCGCGCAUGGAUAUCUGCAUUCGAGCUGGUUACUAUGAUUUGGCAUACACGCUGACUAAUUAUGGAAUGCAACUCCAACAACAAACUCAACUUUGCAGAAAUCCACUUAUUAAAAAAGUUGCUGACCAUCUUGUUGAAGCUCGAUCUUAUCUCCUUGAAGAGCUUUUCAAUAAAUUCGCUGGACCAUUAGACCUCGCUGAAUCAAUCAAAGUUGUGAACAAUGUUCGAAAAAUGCCAUAUUUGACUGCAAAUCAGUUGAGAAUCGCCGUUCUCCAACAUCGAGAUAUUUAUUUGGAGAAACAGAUUUUGGACAUUUCGGUAUGA
Caenorhabditis remanei is the source of this 681-nucleotide messenger RNA. RefSeq lists its product as uncharacterized. Gene Ontology annotation, biological process: intra-Golgi vesicle-mediated transport. Bases 1 to 681 code for a protein of 226 amino acids. NCBI's taxonomy places the organism in Eukaryota, Metazoa, Nematoda, Chromadorea, Rhabditida, Rhabditidae. Gene Ontology annotation, cellular component: COG complex. The record is from RefSeq and is a predicted model, not a curated record. The transcript has 5 exons.